AGAAGCAUUUUUCAAUAAAUCAAAUUUUCGAAGGUAAACAAAAGUCGUAUUCGUUAUUUCAACCAUUUUUAAAAUAUAGUUUAUUUUAUCAAAUUGUUCGGAAUAAAGCGAAUAAACGCUUGGAAUACAAAUGUAUUAACAGUGCACACACAAAAUUAUGUCAAUAGCAAAAUUAUUUGUAAAAGUUUUCGGUGAGGAUAUUUUCGAACAGAUUAGUACGGUUGAGAAACAACAGCCAGAGGAUGAUGACGAUGAGGCUGGUUGCUCAGCUUCUCAAGAUACUCCAAAGCCACCUAAACUGGAUGAGAUGAAACUACCUGAGCAAAUGGUCCUUGUAAGGAAUUGGCUAAACGAACGUCUCAAUGUCAUAGAAUUAAAUAGUGUACAUGCUAUAAAAACGCAGCGCGUGGACAUGGUCUCAAGGCUUGGUCCAGAACAGACAAUUUGUGAUAUUGAUUUUACAUCGACAGUGCGGAUAUCAGCCGAUAGGCUAUCGCUUCGUUCUCAGGGUAGUUUCAAUACUAUUAAAGCAAAUGUUUGCGUUUAUGGUGGGCGCUGGAUGUAUGAGGUUCUUCUUCAUAGCAAAGGUGUAAUGCAAAUCGGUUGGUGCUCCAACAAAUGCACUUUUAAUGAAAACAGCGGCGUUGGUGAUACGAAAUGGAGCUAUGGCUACGAUGGUAGCAAGCAACAGAUAUGGCAUAUUUCAACAUCAAAAUAUGGCGAUAAAUGGCAAAUUGGCGAUAUAAUUGGUGUCAUCAUCGAUGUUGAAACUGAAAAAAUUGAAUAUUUUCGCAAUGGCCAUACAAUGGGUGUUGCUUUCACCAAACUAGAACGCGGUCCUGGUAUAUCAUUUUUUCCUGCCGUUUCACUUGGUUAUAAUCAAGGUGUACAAGUAAAUUUCGGCAAUAUGCCAUUUAAAUAUCCCGUUGAAGGUUAUUUGCCAAUACAACCGAAGCCUAUUGUACGCCUACAAAAAGCUGAUCUCUUACUUGGUUAUUUAGUAAAUUUGGCGUCUGUGUUAGCACACAAUCCGACGUGCAAGAAAAAGGAUCACAUUGAAGGUAAAAUAUCCACUAAGAAAACAGUUUAUGUUGUGUUUACAACACUGCUGAUUGAGAAGCUUACACAUGUGCUGUUCGAUCCAUACGUCAUCGAGGACAAAUUGCUGCCGCAUAUUAUAAAUUUGUGUACCACUAUAAAUGCAACCGAUAAGGAUCCGGCUAUAAUACCGGGUACACCUGAAAGCACGUUGGGUGCGCUGCUAUCUAUAUUGUGGAAUUAUUUGGAAAAUGAGGAAGUGAAAUAUGUUAUGCGUAAAUUGGUGAAUGCAUUGUUGUCUACAUACACACACACACAUACCGCGCUGGAUUAUGGAAAGCAAAAGAAUGCCAUCACUAUACUCACAUGCAUAUGUACGCAUACACAAACAAGAAAAACAUAUCUGGAGUACAAAUUUUUCAAAAAACAUUGUUUGGCUUUACUAAUGUAUAUACGUCCACCUGAAUAUAAAUAUAUGCAGCAACUAGUGCCCGAUCCGAUUGUUUGGACAGAGGGUGUUGGCGGUCCGAAGCAAAAAUAUCUGGCGCAAGUUGAGAAAAUAGCUAAAGCCACCGAAAGCCUUUAUAAUGCGCAGAAAAAUCUCCUAAUACUAUUACUCACUAACACGGACGGUGACGAGUUGGCGCCGUCAAGUCGAAAAAUAUUUAUAUCCAAAUUGCGUCGUUACGUUAUGGACCUUAGUAUGGAGCAGCGACCUUUCCAUUCGUUCUUCCUUAUGCAAUCUAGCAUAAUGCAUCCGAUGGAUUCCACAGUGGCGUUAUCAUUUAUUUGCAUACUCAUCGAUGCCACGAAGUUGUUGUUUGAGCGUGAAUUGCCUGCCGCAACGGUUGAGGUCAGGCCGGAGUACUUUUUCGAUGGUACAUUUGAAUAUCAGCAUUUCGAUCGAGUGGGUGGUGUGCUGUCGCACUUACGUAAGGUGCAUCGCAAUGAUAUAUCGACACAUUUGGGUGCCGAACGCGCGCAUGAGCUAUUAGAAGAGGAUCGUACCAUGAUGCGUGUGGGCGAACUAGUUGAUCCAAGUAUGUUUCUUACGACCACAAAUCUUAACAAUAUUGCCAUAGUAGGCGCGCAGGGCGGUCCUGCUGCCACCUUUACACAUUUCUUCAAUCCGCGUUUGAAUCCUGUGCCCGAUCCAUCGCCUGGUAAUAGCAAUACGGAGAGUUCGCUCUCGGAAAUGUUCGAUAUCUGCGUACUCUACUACUAUUCGGUCGGACAUAAGUAUAUUGUUAAGAUAUCGUCGGUGCGGGAUGAAAUUGCGGCAUUAAACGAGGUACUGCGCGAAACCAAAUUCUAUCGUGAGGAUGUGGAGCGCAAAUUGAAAGUGUUGGAAGAUCAUGCUAGUGUUUGUAUGAACGAAAAUCAUUCCAGUAUAGUUUCAGAUCUAAAGCAGAAAUUUAGUCAACGUGAAAAUGUGUUCGCGAAACGUUCCAUUGAACUGGCGCGCAAGCAGACUUGGUAUCGUGCGGUUGCGCUGGGCAAACAACGCCGCAUGACCAUUGUGUGGUUACUGGAAAAAACGCUGCAUACAUUAAAUGCCUCCUCACAACUUGGUCCCUUGUUCUCAUUUGUACCUGAAGUGUAUGUCAAUAUACUGCCAAUUUUAUUAGAUACUGUAAUGGAUUUUAGUCAUCAUGAUCUCUAUGUGCAGUUUGAGAUAACUGACGCCGAGUGUGCCGUCAACUUGUCUGCUGAAUUCCUCGGCUUACAUUCUGCUGAUCCACGCAUCAUUUUGGCCUCAUGUAAGGAUUCGCUGCUGCAGGCGCUCGGUACAUUAACUUGUCAUAAAGCUGGGGUGCGCGCUUUGGAGCGUGCGUCAAAGAAAAGUCAAGUGGCGCUGGUGAAAUCUCUCCUGCGGCCAUAUGAAAAUCGCGCCUGGGGUCAAAGUAAUUGGCUGCUAUUGCGUUUUUGGCUUGGCGAUGGCUAUGCAUACCGCGAUUCGCGUCAACCAAGCAUAUGGCAGGGUGGUAAUCAACCCAUACAAAUGGGAUUGUGUCGCAGUCGUGCCAAAAACGAAACGCACACCGGUCUGUUGCAUCAUAUUGCGCCGGCGAAUCCAUCGCAUCACUUUCAAAAGUUAAUCGGUCAAAAACUGUCGGAAGACGAGCCAUUCGCAACGGCUUUCCUCAAUUCGGUGCUCAGCCAGCUGAAUUGGGCAUUUUCGGAGUUUAUUUUGCUGUUGCAGGAGAUACAGAAUACCGCACAUCGCCAGGAGAAUGCCGUCUUCGAGCCGAAACAGUUGAAAAUAUGUUCUAUGUGUUUUGAAUUGACGGUCUCUUUGAUGCGUUGCUUGGAAAUGAUCAUUACAGUGGCGCCAGACAUUUUCCAAGAACCAUCGCGCUCCAACAGCGAUUUGAUAUUGAAUCGUGUCUGUCAAUUGAUUAGUCAGGUGUUGUCACGCGUCACAGUGCCACCGGGUUGCUUUCAAUUCAUCGUGGAUAUGUGCUCGUCAGACUUGAAUUCGGUAACACAUUUUCCCAUUAUUACCGCUGCGCUGGGCAUCUUAUUGGCAUUGCUGCGCUCCGAACUCGACACGGAUCGCAAUCCACAGAAGGUGAGCAAAAACCUAUAUAGUUGCUUUGUAACACUAAACAUUUGUCAUUGCCUGCAGGUAACGCGCAUCACACGCGCCCUACUCACCGACCCUAGCUUUCAAUUUGCUAAUUUGGAGUUCGCUUUGGGCGAAAUUAAAACGCCCAUAUUGCAACAGACCGAAAUACCACGCGGAAAUUUUGAUCCACAAACGCGCGCGCAUAUCGACCCGCUAACCAACGAUGUGCGUGUACCGGUGCCAUCGACCUCAUCGAAAAGAAUACGCGCCGAUCCGCCGAUCAUUAAAUUUGCACUCUCUGAUUAUCCCACACAUGUCACGCCGGCUGAAAUCGAAGAAGUACGUCGUCUCAUCGAAAUGUUACGCUUGAAACAAUCACUACUCUCAGAUAUCACAUUGCCUUCGGAGGAUUCGCUUUGUCCGAUUUGUUGUGCCAAACCGAUAACGGUGAUUUUCACGCCUUGCAAACAUCAAUCGUGCAGUAAUUGCAUUAUGCAACAUCUCAUGAAUUCCAAGGUGUGCUUCUAUUGCAAGACCCUUAUACAAACUAUCGAAACCAAUGAGGGCACAGUGAUUUACAACAACAACGAAUAUACAUCAGCGCCAACAUUCUUUGAGAUUUAGUAAAGUAAAGCAAAGCUGAGCGGAGUGUUAAGCACUGUAUGAUCACCCACCUGAUUCUAGUCAAAUAUUUGUGACAACUUCAGUAAACUUAAUUACAAUUAAAACUGCCUGAAAUUAUAUUUAUAAAAAAACAUAGUUUACCAAAGUUACAAAUUUUUACAAAAUGGAAAAAAGAGAUGCAUUUGUUUCAGCUUUAAAUGUUAUUGUGAUACGCUUUAUUCAUCGAAUUAACUCAUUUACACUCGCGUUAAAAAUU
Messenger RNA from Bactrocera dorsalis (oriental fruit fly), 4487 nucleotides. It is a transcript of the gene Kpc1, whose product is annotated as E3 ubiquitin-protein ligase RNF123. The record is from RefSeq and is a predicted model, not a curated record. Gene Ontology annotation, cellular component: cytoplasm. The transcript is spliced from 17 exons. Lineage: Eukaryota; Metazoa; Arthropoda; Insecta; Diptera; Tephritidae. The coding region runs from base 158 to 4231 and encodes 1357 amino acids. Gene Ontology annotation, molecular function: protein binding; ubiquitin-protein transferase activity.